AAAUAUGGCGCGCUUUUGAUUGUAAAUCGGGGUAAAGUUUAGUUUAUUGUAAUUGCUUUAUUUUCCGGUUUUUGUACGUUUAUAUCAUAUUAUAAUGGAUUUAAACAUAAAACGUAAGUCCACCAAAGUUGCAGUAACGGGUAGUCGAGUAGAAAACUAUCCUCAUGAUCUGCAAAUGUAUAAAGUGCCUCCGAUUGAAGAUAUAUCACUGCAUGAGUUUGAAACACUAGCAUUGGAGAGACUUGCGCUCCUGCGGAGUCUAGCAGCUGCGACGACGUUGAAAGGACACCGGAUAUACUCAACUGAAUGGACUGAAUGCAUCCUGGGAGACCUAAAAACUGAAGGUCUGAAGUACUAUAUUAAACUGUGUGAAAAGUCUUCGUGUGGGACGACAGAAGCAGAUUUAGAUGCCAGAAGGAAAGAUCACAUUGCUCACUUCAUUCUCAGACUAGCAUAUUGCAGGACGGAAGAGUUGAGGAGAUGGUUUGUUGCAAGAGAAUCUGAACUUUUCAAAAUGAGGUUCAUUGCCAUGAGAACCACUGAAGCUGUUGAUCAAUUCUUUAAACAAAAUAACCUCUGCUACGAAAGCAUAUCAGAAGAAGAAAAACUGAAUAUAAUGCCAUUCUUGAGAGAGUCAACACCACACUCUAACUUGGAAAGUUUAAAAUUUUACAAGGUUAGGUUCUAUGAAGUGCUUGACUUAGUAAGAGUCAGGAAAGUUUACCUCAGUGGGGGCUACGCCUAUAUCCCACACACGGACUUUGUGUCCGUCCUGUCAGCUCAGUACAGGAAGCACUUGAAGCAGAGCCUGGCCAUAGCGUGCCACCACCUUGGGGAGAUUGAACAAGAUGAGAGACUGGUGUCACUGCUCAAGGGCCUGCACCAGUCCUAUGCAGGCAAUGACUACAGUGACACUAAAGCUAUGGUACCCAUUGAAAGUCUAGAUUCACUAUCAACCAAGUCAUUCCCACUCUGUAUGCGUCAGCUUCAUGAGUAUCUUCGAUCGGCCCAUCAUUUAAAGCAUGGAGGGAGACUGCAGUAUGGACUGUUCCUCAAAGGCAUUGGUGUAACUCUGGAAGAUUCUCUCAGGUUUUGGAGAGAGGAAUUCACAAAGAUAAUGGAUGGGGACAAGUUUGAUAAACAGUAUGCCUAUAAUAUUAGAUACAACUAUGGCAAGGAGGGCAGUAAGAGGAACUACUCUCCCUACAGUUGUAUGAAGGUGAUCAGCACUGCCGUGGGUGCUGGAGACUGCCACGGAUGCCCAUACAGGCACUGUGAUACUACAGUAUUGAAGAAUAGGCUGCAGGGUUAUGGCUUUGAUAAUCAAGCUACCUAUGACAUUGUAGAGAUGGCCAAGAAAGGUCACUAUCAGAUCGCCUGCAGCAAGUACUUUGAUUCAGUUCACAACAUUGAACUAGGGCUGGGCAUAAACCACCCCAACCAGUACUUUGAAGAAAGCCAGAAAAUCAUCAAAGGGGAAGUAAAAGUAGAAAAUAAACCUAGUGUGAAAACAGAACCUAUGGUAAAGAAAGAAGCAGUUAAAAGCAUUGAAGAAAUGGACUUGGACGAAAUAGGGGAAUGGAAUGAAGACUAGUUUAAGAUCAAAUAAUUUAAACAUGAAUAAAGUUAAGAUCGUUUUUAAUACUUAUUCUAU
Plutella xylostella (diamondback moth) is the source of this 1654-nucleotide messenger RNA. Its product is annotated as DNA primase subunit 2. Gene Ontology annotation, biological process: DNA replication initiation; DNA replication, synthesis of primer. Gene Ontology annotation, cellular component: alpha DNA polymerase:primase complex. The record is from RefSeq and is a predicted model, not a curated record. NCBI's taxonomy places the organism in Eukaryota, Metazoa, Arthropoda, Insecta, Lepidoptera, Plutellidae.